AUGUUUGGAAGAAGAAUUUUAAUUCUUCUCCAUUUCUCAAUUCUUCCGUUUUGCUUUGCGAGUGAAGUCAAACAUUUGACAAAACAUCUCUUCUCUGAUGAGGAAAUUCAAGAAGAUGUCAAAGCUGUAGAUUUAGUAAUUCAAGCGCCUUGGGUAGAACAAAACACUUUAGGUGUUCAAAGAAUGGAAACUAAGAGAGAAAGUAAUCGCCUUACUGAUGCGCAGAAAGCUUUGUUCGAUCGCCAUUGGGAAUUGGAAACUAUACAGGCAAAUGAUUUUUUAGGGUCCAUCCCUGAACAGAUGCGGAAAUUCAAGAAGACCCUUUAACGAGCCUACAAGCUUCUGACCAACACAAUUCCUUACCUUUUAUUUCUUUAAAAGUUUAAUCGUGGGGAUCUGGAGGGGUUAAAAAUGAUUGGACUAAUUGAGAAUGUGGAACAGGGUGACUCUUUCCAAAUCACCAAAAGAGGGCAUGGUUUCUUAAAAAUGAGGCAAAGCGGUACGGAAUAAAAAUCUAUUAUUUUCAGUUAGAAAAGCCAGAAGCUCCCAAACAAGUUGAUUUGGAAUUGUUGGCCGAAGCUUUGGAUAUUGUUGUG
This is a messenger RNA of Meloidogyne enterolobii, 596 nucleotides long. The record is from the annotation of a GenBank genome assembly. NCBI's taxonomy places the organism in Eukaryota, Metazoa, Nematoda, Chromadorea, Rhabditida, Meloidogynidae.